Alosa sapidissima (American shad) is the source of this 1244-nucleotide messenger RNA. RefSeq names its product homeobox C13a (gene hoxc13a). The coding region runs from base 67 to 990 and encodes 307 amino acids. NCBI's taxonomy places the organism in Eukaryota, Metazoa, Chordata, Actinopteri, Clupeiformes, Clupeidae. The transcript has 2 exons. The record is from RefSeq and is a predicted model, not a curated record. Gene Ontology annotation, molecular function: RNA polymerase II cis-regulatory region sequence-specific DNA binding; DNA-binding transcription factor activity, RNA polymerase II-specific. Gene Ontology annotation, biological process: regulation of transcription by RNA polymerase II.
UGUAGUUGGAAAUGAGGUAUCUGUCUUGGAGUAGUCGACUUUUUAAAAGCAUCGGCAGCCCAUGAUAUGACGACUUCACUGGUCCUGCAUCCACGCUGGGCAGACACCUUGAUGUACGUUUAUGAAAAAAGCCCGAAUGAAAACACUCAGAAUAAAAACCAAACCAUGGAGGGACUAAGCGGGAACUGUCCUGCAACCCACUGCAGGGACCUCAUCUCACACCCUGCGCUAGGACGACAUUCUGGUUCCAUAGCGACUCACCAGGGAUCCGUUUACUCGGAUAUAUCUUCCCCAGAUAGCGGCCGACAGUGCCCCGGUCCUCAGUCUUCAUCUAGUGCCUCUCUGGGCUACGGCUACCCUUUUGGAAACCCUUACUACGGGUGCAGACUAUCUCAUUCGCACAAUGUGAAUUUACAACAGAAGCCUUGCUCUUAUCAUCCAGCUGAAAAAUAUGUCGAGCCCAACACGGCGCUGCCCUCAGAGGAACUCUCAAGCAGGGCAAAAGAGUUUGCGUUCUAUCCAAGCUUCGCCAGUUCUUACCAAGCUGUACCGGGAUACCUAGACGUGUCAGUGGUUCCUGGUAUUAGCACACAUCCAGAACCACGACAUGACGCAUUGAUUCCCGUGGAAGGUUAUCAGCACUGGGCGCUAUCAAAUGGCUGGGACGGCCAGGUAUAUUGUUCUAAGGAACAAACACAAUCCACUCAUCUUUGGAAGUCUCCCUUUCCAGAUGUUGUUCCUUUGCAGCCCGAAGUCAGCAGUUAUCGUCGUGGUCGCAAGAAGCGUGUCCCCUACACCAAGUUACAGCUAAAAGAACUGGAAAAAGAAUACGCAGCCAGCAAAUUCAUCACCAAAGACAAGAGGCGACGUAUCUCCGCCACAACUAACCUCUCAGAGCGCCAGGUUACCAUCUGGUUCCAGAACCGCCGGGUGAAGGAGAAGAAGUUCGUCAGUAAAUCCAAGACAAAUAAUCACAUGCACACCACCUGAUGAUUGGCCCCAUCACUUUGUCAGCACCAUGUAACACGCCUGUUUGUUCUAAAAGUCUGAAAUGUACCUCCUUUUUUCUUAUCAUGUAUGAAGAACACUUGAGACAAUUUCCACUUACCCACCCUUUCUUGAAUACUUUAUUUAAUUUCAAAUCAGUGCACACCACACAUUCUUCAUAAGUGUAUGGCCUAAGCUGUGAAAAUAAUUGUCAUGUUAAGUCUUUUUAUAUGAAUGUACAUAUAUAAAUAUAUAAU